Molecule: messenger RNA, 2749 nt
Organism: Durusdinium trenchii
Lineage: Eukaryota; Dinophyceae; Suessiales; Symbiodiniaceae
Source: the annotation of a GenBank genome assembly
UCUGACGGUCCAUGGAGCAGCUGGACAUAGCGUGUGAUGACGCGAUGAUGCAGAUCCAGUUGUGCUAUUUCGGCACUUGCGAAACUCUGGGUGCACUGCAAGUGCAGCAGCAGAUGGCCUGGAAAUCAAACGACCCACGGAGAGGGUGGCGCUAGUGCUUGGAGUGGCCACCAGCAGCCACAGUUGGUGGCAACCUUUUUGGCGAGCGCUGGACGUUGCAAGGGGAGCACCUGACCACGGGCCGAGCUAUGCAGCGCUGGCAGAGCAGGGCGUAGCGCCGGGUGCUUUUUCGUCAGAGAGAGAUGCGAAGGACAUGCUGAAGGCUUGCGACGUCCUCAGCUUGACUACAGAGGUUGUUGCACCCGAGGACUGCAGUGCCUGGUGCGCUAGAGCCAAUGAUGCCCUGCCAGAGGACAUCCGGAUCUUUGGUCGCUACGGGCCGUUGCCCGCAGAUUUCCAUGCAGAAAGGUGCUGCAUGCGAAGAUACUUCACUUGCCUUCUGCCAACAAAGCUCCUUGUGGUAGACAACCCUAAUGAGGUAGGGCAAGGGGCGCUGGCAACAAGUCUCACCGAGGAGCCACCGCCUGUGGAAGAGCAGCGGAAGAUGAAGUGCAAGUUUUCUCCGCCAACAGCAAGAAGGAAGCAUGCGAAAAAACAGCACCAAGCUGGCUGGGGAGAAGGCAAUACUGGAGAAGAGCGUCUCGGGCAGUUCUUUCGACUCAAGGAAAUCCUCAGAGAGUUUCAAGGUGAGCAUCUCUUUCACAACUUCUCGCAGGAGGCCCUGAAGCCGACGGACACUUUAGCCCGGCGCUUCGUGUACCGCUGCCGCGCUGUGCCUGGCGAUGCCGUGGGCCUCACAGUUGCCGUGGAUAGCCUGGCACCAGGGCAGCUCCGGGCCAUGGCAGGUCUGGCAAUUGCCCUGCAACGGCAGCUGCUACCGGACAGCUAUUUGGAAGCUGCCUUUAGCGAGGAGCAGCUGCUUAAAGUCCCUUUGGUGCCCGAAGGCACUGAAUACCAGGCGCAAUGUGUUUUUAGAAAGGAUUUUCAUCACCUCCUCCAGCCACUUUUCGAGGGUGAAGAAGCACAAAACUUCCAGAAGAAGGUGGAAGAAAAGAUAGCACAGGAAUUCCUGGACAAAGUCUUCCAGACCUGGUUUGAAGAGCAACUGGUGCCUUUGACACAGAAGCUUUCCGUGGAAUUCAACAACAAGAAACCAGCUGACACAAGUGCAGAGGUUCCGGAUGUGAAGCAAGAGGUCCCGAAGGCGUAUGCCGAAGUGCUUCGGCUCCUUCGAGAAGCAGAGCGAAGUGGCACGUGGCCUGCUUGUUCGAAGGGCAGAGAGAAAGUCAUCAAAGCUUCAGAAGGGGAGCACGGGUCCUUCACUGUUGGCUCCAUGCCCCCCUUCCAUGGAGGCUCCUAACGGCAACCGACUCUUCCCGGAACUGGCAAUGCGUUGCUUUGAAUUGGAGCGCAUUUUGAAGCCGGGAAGAUGUAGCAGCACGAUCGCCAUCAACAAGCGAGCUCAAUUCCUCCCCCAUAUCGACUCGGGAGCUGGUGCAGGUCAAGGCAUUUCCUUGAUAGUUGGGCUGGGCGACUACUCUGGUGGUGAGCUCUGUGUGGAAAACGAUAGCCACGACAUCAGGUACAAACCACUGGAGUUCAAUGGCUGGACCCAGAGGCAUUGGACAAAGCCCUUCCAAGGAGAUCGCUUUAGCUUGGUCUGGUUCACACCCGCUGGUUGCGAGAAUUGCCCGGGCUUGGAAAUGUUCCAGAAAAUUCUGCAGGCGGGAAGCAGCCGGUUGUCAUCGAGCCUCCGAUUGGCCAACGGACUUGAGCUCCCCCGCUUGGGCAUGGGCACAUGGCAGCUCGAUGACAAGGAUGGUUCCUCAACCUGUGAGACUGCUGUGACAGCUGCCUUGAAAGCAGGAUGUCAGCUGUUUGACACGGCCUCUAUUUACAAGAACGAAGCUGCUGUGGGGCGUGCCCUCGAGGGCAAGAAUGAAGGUGUGUUUGUGACAUCGAAAUGCUCGCCCUACGAGAUGGGCUUUGACAAGGCCCAGGAGGCGUGCAGAAAAUCGUUGGAACGCCUUGGUCGAAACAAGCUGGACUUGUAUCUGAUUCAUUGGCCAGGCGUGCCGAAGAAGCCUCAUACCUCACCUUUGCACCGGCGUGCGCGCCAUGAGACCUGGAAAGCUAUGGAGGAACUCUAUAGGCAACAUCUGGUCCGUGCCAUUGGCGUCAGCAACUUCACGGCCAGCCAUUUGCAGCAGCUUAUUGAGGAUGGGAUCGAAGUGCUUCCCAUGGUCAAUCAGAUUGAGCUACAUCCUCUAUACCAGCCAGCUGAGACCAUCGAAUUCUGUCGCAAGCAUGGCAUCAUUAUCGAGGCCUAUUCGCCGCUGGGUGGAGGCAGCGCCAGCAACAGGGCCAGAGCGUCAGAUGGUGAAAUCGAUGGUACCAGGUUGCUGCUGACUCACCCAACAGUGCAGGCGAUUGCAAAAGAGACUGGGAAGACAUCUGCACAGGUGCUGUUGCGUUGGGCCCUUCAGCAGGACUUUAUGGUCAUUCCUCGAAGCAGCAAGCCAGACCGGAUCCAUGAGAACUUCGACCUUUUUGACUUCCAGCUUAGUCAAGAGCAGAUGCACACCAUUUCAGAGAUGGGCAAAGCUGAGGGACAGAAGUUCUGCUGGGACCCCAAAGGCGUGUCCUAGAAGAGGUGCUUUGUGGUGAACCAGGGGCAUCUUCUUGCAGG